This is a messenger RNA of Plutella xylostella (diamondback moth), 1988 nucleotides long. RefSeq names its product heparan-alpha-glucosaminide N-acetyltransferase. Lineage: Eukaryota; Metazoa; Arthropoda; Insecta; Lepidoptera; Plutellidae. The record is from RefSeq and is a predicted model, not a curated record.
CGUUCAUUCAUAUUUCAUUCAACGUGAUUCAUGUUUUGUUUGUCUUGUCAAAACUGUAAUUCUUUGCCAAAAUUGCAUUUUAUUUAGUUCAACAAAUUCUAUUGCAGUUAAAAGUUGAUGUAAAAGGAAUCUGAUGUAGUGCAAAAUGUCGUUAGGGGUUUACGAAAACGUGGGCUACUUCAUCCGCGAGUGCGAUGGUCGUCGACUGCGCUAUGACCAAGCUUGUUUACAAGUUAUUACUUCGGAAAAAGUCAGUUUCUGGAGUCAAUAUUUGGAAUGUGAAGGCUGUGCAUUGCUAGAAACAGCUACGUUUAAAAACAACACCAAAUUAGUGUUCGGCACGACCAGUCCACUGAAGUACGCUGUUCAUAAUGCAAAUGGGGAAAUCUGCAAUGGCACGUACCAGUUCGGAGAAUUCGGCCAGUAUGACCUCAACCUCACUGAGGUCACCACCGGGGAGUGUGCGCCGAAGAUGACAGCGGAGCCGGAUGCGGCCUACUUGCCCAUCCUCACCGCCAUCGUCAUACUCUUCUCUAUGGCCACUCUGUGGUACAUCGUGAAGGGUAUUGGAAAGCGUGUGGUCGCUGGACGGAUGUAUGCUAGGUUCUUUAAUCGUGAAGACAACGAGCUCGGGUCGGACACGCGCGUGCUGACGGGCGACUCGGCGGCGCCGCGCGCGCCCACGCGCUCCCGCCUGCGCUCGCUAGACAUCUUCCGCGGGUUCGCUGUUGCUCUUAUGAUCUUCGUGAACUCGGGCGGCGGCGGCUACGACAUAUUCCGCCACUCCGUAUGGAACGGGCUAACGUUGGCCGACCUGGCGGCGCCGUGGUUCGCCUUCGCCAUGGGACAGGCGCUGGUGCUGGCGCUACACUCGAGAUUGAGGACUUCUAUGACGCGGUGGACUGCGUUUAUGCAUGUGGCGCGUCGCUCGCUCUUCCUAGCCAUCAUCGGCAUAGUCCUGGGCUCCGUGAACUCGGGCUGGUCCGGGGCGCGGCUGCCGGGCGUGCUGCAGCGCCUCGCCGCCCUGCACCUGCUGGCGGGCGCCGUGGAGGUCGUGGCUAUUAGUACUGACCAGGGGAUUGUACCUGGACACUCUCUGAUCCGCGACAUCCGCGCUGGCUGGAAGCAAUGGCUGUUCACUCUAUCACUGGUUGCUAUACAUCUGACAGUAACUCUAACCGUUGCGGCGCCAGGCUGCCCCCGCGGCUACCUCGGGCCCGGCGGCCUGCACCUGUCUGAGCACGGGAACUAUUCGCUGCAGAACUGUACUGGAGGGAUCAGCGGGUAUAUUGAUCGAGAAAUCCUAGGCCCAUCCCACCUCUACCAGCACGGGACCUUCAAAGACAUCUACCACACGACGGUGCCCUACGACCCUGAGGGGCUGCUGGGAGUGCUGUCCGGCGUGCUAGUCCUGCAGGCCGGCGCCCAUGCUGCGCGCCUGAUGCUGGCGUAUAACCAUGCUAGAGCGCGCAUAAUGCGGUGGGUGUUCUACUCCAUCAUCUUCGGCCUGGCCGGCGGGGGGCUAUGCCAGUUCUCCAAGAACGGGGGGCCGAUUCCGGUGAACAAGAACCUCUGGUCCGUGUCCUACUGCCUGGUGACGUCGUCGAUGGCUUUCUUCGCUCAGGCAGUGCUGUACUAUGUGGUGGACCUGAAGAACCGGUGGGGUGGGCGGCCGUUUUAUUAUGCUGGUCAAAAUGCUCUGGUCAUCUACAUCGGUAGCGAGCUCCUCAAGAACCACGUGUUAUUCAACUACAAGAUACCUUAUCCAACUCACGCGCAGCUUCUAACCACUAACACGGCGACCGCUAUGAUAUGGCUGGCCAUAGCCAUAGCGUUGCACAGAAAAAGGAUUUUCAUCACUAUUUAAAAACUUUUUGGAAGACGAAAAAGGCGCGAAGAAAAUUGGGAUUCUAAAUUUGAAAUUUAGGCGCGGUGUGUGACGUUUUGAAAUUGGAAAUGUCGGCUCAAAGAUUUGAAUGAUUGGUCGG